CAGAGCAGCAGCGGACAAGGGGCAACUCAGUGCAGCAUCUUCGGGGAGAUCUGAAGCAUAAAUACUCAUUUUAUUCAUGUGAGACGGGAUUAGCAGCAUCACAGCAACCUGGAACCCUCUGCUCCAUCGUGAGAGACGGUCACAGCUGGAUUAGCAAAGGAAUUUGCCAGAGAGGGACAUGGAGGAUGAUGGGAAAAGCCCUCCAGAUUCAGCCUAUGGCGAGCCAAAGAAAUACGAUCCAAAUUUCAAGGGCCCAAUCCAGAACAGGGGCUGUACGGAUAUCCUGUGCUGCAUUCUCAUAGUCUUGGGCAUCAUCGCGUAUGUGGCUGUCGGCAUUGUAGCCUGGACCUAUGGAGACCCCCGCAAGGUCAUAUACCCAACCGACAGCAAGGGCCAGUUCUGUGGUCAAGUCGGGACCCCCAAUGAAAAAAAACCUUUUCUUUUUUAUUUCAACAUCAUGAAAUGUGCCAGCCCCCUUGUCCUGCUCCAGUUCCAGUGUCCAACUACCCAGAUAUGUGUGGAAAAUUGUCCGGACAGGUUCCUCACUUACCUCUCAGUGGCAACAACCCAGCAAAACUUUGAUUAUUACAAACAAUUCUGCCGAGAUGGAUUUAAUAAUUUCACCAAGAGCCCAGUGGAGGUGCUGAGAGACAGAGAUUGCCCGGCUAUGAUAACCCCAAGCAAGCCUUUCACCAGAAGAUGUUUCCCAGCCAUUAACACACAAAAGGGAGUCGUCAUGGUCGGGAACUCGACAACAUUCGAUGAUGGGAGGGGCGAUAAGCAACGUAAUGUGACUGACCUCUUGGAAGGAGCCAAAAAAGCCAACGUGGUUCUCGAGGCCCGGCAAGUGGCCAUGAAGAUAUUUGAGGACUACACGGUAUCUUGGUACUGGAUAGUCAUAGGCCUGAUUAUUGCCAUGGUGAUCAGUUUAAUCUUUGUGGUUCUGCUCCGGUUCCUUGCCGGCAUCAUGGUCUGGGUCAUGAUCGUGUUAGUCAUUGCAGUAAUGGGUUACGGAAUCUUCCAUUGCUACAUGGAAUAUGCUCGGCUGAAGGGGCAGUCUGGCUCGGACGUGACUCUGAAAGAUAUUGGGUUCCAGACUGAUAUCCGUGUUUAUUUACAUCUCCGGCAGACAUGGCUGGCGUUCAUGAUCAUCCUGUGCAUUCUGGAGGUCAUUGUGAUCCUGCUGCUCAUAUUCCUGCGGAAGAGGAUAAUGAUCGCCAUUGCACUAAUAAAGGAGGCCAGCAGGGCCGUUGGAUUUGUCAUGUCGUCCUUGGUUUUUCCUCUCUUUACAUUCUUACUUGUGUGCCUGUGCAUCGCCUACUGGGCUAUUACAGCUGUAUUUCUCUCCACCUCCAAUGAGGCUGUGUAUAAAGUGUUUAAUGAGACCCAGUGUGACUUCUCUGGCAACACCUGCAACCCAGAGACCUUUAACACUACCAACGUGACACGCGUGUGCCCGGACGCCACAUGCCAGUUUGCGUUCUAUGGAGGUGAAACGUAUUACCACAAGUACCUCAUCGUCUUCCAGAUCUACAAUGCCUUCAUGUUCCUCUGGCUGGCCAACUUUGUCAUUGCGCUUGGCCAGGUGACAUUGGCAGGGGCAUUCGCUUCGUAUUACUGGGCCUUCAAAAAACCCGAUGAUAUGCCGGCCUUUCCCAUCUUCUCCUCACUGGGCCGGGCGCUGAGGUACCACACUGGGUCUCUGGCAUUCGGAUCUCUGAUUCUUGCUAUUGUACAAAUGAUAAGGAUCUUACUGGAAUAUCUGGAUCACAAACUGAAAGGAGCCGAUAAUAAAUGUGCCCGCUUCCUCCUCUGUUGCUUGAAGUGUUGCUUCUGGUGCCUGGAGAAGUUCAUCAAGUUCCUCAAUCGCAAUGCAUACAUCAUGAUCGCCAUAUACGGCACCAACUUCUGCACGUCUGCACGGAACGCAUUCUUCCUGCUCAUGAGGAACAUAAUUCGUGUCGCCGUGCUUGAUAAAGUCACAGACUUCCUGCUUUUCCUUGGGAAACUGUUGGUGGUUGGAUGUGUGGGGAUCCUGGCUUUCUUUUUCUUCAGUCGCCGGAUUCAGAUCGUGCAGGACACCGCUCCAACCCUGAAUUAUUACUGGGUCCCCAUCCUGACUGUGAUUCUAGGCUCCUACCUGAUUGCCCACGGGUUCUUCAGCGUCUAUGGGAUGUGUGUGGACACCCUGUUCCUGUGUUUCUUGGAAGACUUGGAGCGGAACGACGGCUCAACAGAGAGGCCAUACUUCAUGUCGGGCAGCCUGCAGAAACUGCUGAACAAAAGUAACCAGACCAAGCCCGAUAAGUAACUGCCGGAAAAACAGGACUGGACCGCACUGCACUAGUGAUACAUGCGUAUUCUCACUGUGUGUACUCCCUCUAAAGAACACGGGUGUGUGUGUGUGCGUUUUAUCUCUAGCUAUGUACAGUGUAUAUGUAGUGUGUAUUAUUGUUUAGCCAUGUACAUGCAACCAACUGCCAUCUAUGUAUGACAUGUACACCUCUUUAAGUGUUGCAUAGUCACCCACAAGUAAGUAUACCACUGCUCCAGAAGUGCAAUAACCAUCUUCUAUGCAUCCAAAUAUCUUCUGCCUUUACGGGUCUGAGCUCCAGUUUGUAGAGCAGAUUUGUCUGCCCAAGGCUGGACUUCAAUGUUGUUUUUUUUUUUUUUUUUUUUUGCCCCCCCAUUACAGUAAUAGGAGUCGUGCACACAUUUUAUGACAUGAUUCCUGUUCCUUGCAAUGGACGGCACCUUCAUGCAAGUUAUGAGUUUUCAGCAACGCGUUUUGAACGACAGCGGCCGUAAGCCUUAUUCAGCCUAUGGGAGGAUUGUGAGUUGUAGUUGAGAAACAGCCGGUAGCCAAAGACGGGCUCUUGUACUGUAGAGAGGGGGCAAAUGCCUUUAUAAACUGCUUCGUGUGACCUUAAACUGGAUUCCCCUCUUUUUAAAGUUCUUUGGGUUUUACAGGUUUUUCUAUUGUAUAAUUGCAUGGGGACAAGUUGUGUUUUGGGUUUUAUUUUUAAUGUAUAUUUACACGUUGUUAUACGUUCUGGACAGUUUCUGGGCGUAUGUGCCCAUUGUAUGCACAGGACUGCGUGGGACCUGCAAAAGUGUCAUGAAUAAAAUAAAGCAACUUUUUUUUUU
Messenger RNA from Xenopus laevis (African clawed frog), 3147 nucleotides. It is a transcript of the gene slc44a2.L, whose product is annotated as solute carrier family 44 (choline transporter), member 2 L homeolog. Gene Ontology annotation, molecular function: transmembrane transporter activity. NCBI's taxonomy places the organism in Eukaryota, Metazoa, Chordata, Amphibia, Anura, Pipidae. Gene Ontology annotation, cellular component: mitochondrial outer membrane; plasma membrane; membrane. The record is from RefSeq and is marked provisional. Gene Ontology annotation, biological process: transmembrane transport.